This is a messenger RNA of Bursaphelenchus okinawaensis, 6004 nucleotides long. The record is from the annotation of a GenBank genome assembly. Lineage: Eukaryota; Metazoa; Nematoda; Chromadorea; Rhabditida; Aphelenchoididae.
AUGGAAAGCCGACGGCCAGGUGAGUAAAUUUUUAAAAUUUUAUUUGAUGCUAUGACGUUUUAAAAUGUUGUCGGAUGAGGGUGGUGGCAGGUGGUCAUACAGUGGUUUUUAAGAUUUGUUGGAGGGAAAAUUAAAAAAAAACUUUGGGAACAGGUUUUAGUAAGAGUAGGGUAAGGGUAGGAAAAACGUUUUGCCGAGACCGGACUGGACCUGAGUAAAGAAAUAGAGCCAGUACGGACCUGUCUAAAAAUGUUAAACUGGACUGGAAAAAAAGAUUAAAUCCGGUCCCGGUCUGUCUCAACACUGGGUAGGGAAGGUAUUUACCUUAUGCGUAGGUAGGGUUAUCGUAAGCGUGAGGUACUUGGAUAUUAGGGUAAACAUAAAACCAAGGCAGGGUAAUGUGAGGUAGUACAUAAUAAGUAGCUUAGGUUAGUUUAGGGUAGGGUAGGAUAGGGUAGGGUAGGGUAGGGUAGGGUAGGGUAGGGUAAGGUAGGGUAGGGUAGGGUAGGGUAAGGUAGGGUAGGGUAGGGUAGGGUAGGGUAGGGUAGGGUAGGGUAGGGUAGGGUAGGGUAGGGUAGGGUAGGGUAGGGUAGGGUAGGGUAGUUACAAUUGCUGUUACACCAGAGAAAGUUCUUUUACUUUUUGAGUGUUUUUUGGCGGCAUUACAACAACAUAAUUCUGUCUCAAACGUCUUCGUUGCUCUCAAAAAAAGGGUAAUUAGUAAAUUACAAGCCAUCUGUUUAAACUCAUCAAAAUAAAAUGAACUCUUUUUAAAUUUGAAGUUAAAAUUUAAUUUUCGACUUGGGAAUUUAGGUCUAAGACGUACUUUCUUAACCUACUUGAAUAUAUAUAUAGACGUGGAAUGUCAUUUUUCACUCCGUUUUCCUUUAAAAUCGCCUUUCAUUUUGAAAAUAUGGCCGCCAAAAACAAGAGAUUAUAAAGAUGGAAGAGAAAGAAUAAGAUUAGUCGAAAAGACAUCGGAAUGCACUCAAAAUGACCUUAGAAAUUUUCCAAUGAAAUUGCAUCAGAUAUUGAAAUGGUUUACUUUAUUUUAAGUAUUCGGGUUUGUUUAAAUUCUAUUCCUUACCUUUUUUAACACUAUUGUUGCUCUACCCCUAAAAAUAAGUUAGUCUAGACUAUCCCAAGUUGUGCUCUACCCCAGCUUUAUCUUAGGUCUACCCUGGUCUUAUUUGGCUCUAGGUUAGCCCUUUUCAGACUUUAGACCAAUUUUAUUCUUUUUCUGGCUUUUCAAUAGCCUUACUUUAGCCUAAUUACAGACGUAUUUUAGCCCAUAUUAUGGACUUUGUCUAGGUCUACUUCAAACUUCCUAUAGCUUUAUCCUAGCUUAAGCCUUAUCUUAGUCCUUGUUGAGUCUUAAUCUAGCCUUUAUUUGCGCCUACCUCAGUUUUUUUGUAACUUUGUUUUAGCCUCUAUCUAGCUCUAUUCCAGGCCUACCUCAAGAUAAUUCUAGCCUUUUCUAUUUGUUUACUGUAGUUUUACUUUAGCUCUUUUUUGCCAUAUUUCAUCUCUAGCUCUGUCUUAGGCUUUACUUAAUUAUUAAAAAGUUUUUUGAAAAAGUUUCAUUUUUCAAACUUGUUAUCAAUUUGGUGUAGCAUUGUUGUUGUGAACGCAAAAGUCAAAGGUCGCGAGCAAUUCGAUCAAUUAUAAUUCGAACAGUCACAAAAGUAGUUUUCGUCUGAUUUUGCUGUAAUUUCGAGUUCAUAAGUUGUAUUCGAUUACUGAAGUAGAAAGCAAUAAUAAGGAGUACUGUAACUUACUUUUAAAAAGCAAGUGACUUAAAAAUGGCAAUUACAUAAAAAACACAAUAGUGAAAAUUGAUAGUACUAAGCGUACUGUAUAGUAUAAAAAUGAUAGUACUAAGUGUACUGUAUAGUAUAAAAAUGAUAGUACUAAGUGUACUGUAUAGUAUAAAAAUGAUAGUACUAAGUGUACUGUAUAGUAUAGAAAUGAUAGUACUAAGUGUACUGUAUAGUAUAGAAAUGAUAGUACUAAGUGUACUGUAUAGUAUAGAAAUGAUAGUACUAAGUGUACUGUAUAGUAUAGAAAUGAUAGUACUAAGUGUACUGUAUAGUAUAGAAAUGAUAGUACUAAGCAUGCAGUAGAGUACGAAAAUGUGUAAUACUAAGUUUAUUGUAGCUUGUAGAACACCCUAGUACUAAACCAAUACAAAUGUCAUUUCAGGAGUGUUAUGUUCAACCCGAUUCAACCUAGCUUUAAUAUGUUUCCUGGGAUGUGUAAUUGUUUAUGCUUGCCGAAGUAAUCUCAGCUUUGCACUAGUAUGUAUGGUAAAUAGUACUGCUAUCGAUGAUGGAGUCCAGACAAAGAUCUCAGCUUGUGGCAGGAUUGCACAGACUAAUACCGUGGAUAAAGUAAGUUUUUUUUGAAAAAUUUUAAAUUCAUUUUUACUUUUAGGCUUAGGGUUAACUUUUUAGGCUUCAGUUUAACUUUUUAGGCUUAAAAUUGCUGGCUUAAGCAAAAAUUUGAUUUUGAGGUUCAAACUUGCAUUUUUAGGCUUAAAGCUAAUUUCGUAUGCCUAAAAUUGGUUAUUAAGCCCAAAAAAAUGUUUUGAAGCUUAAAAUUAAUUUUUCUAUCUCAAAAUUGAUUUAUUUUCUUAAAAAUGAUUUUUAAGCUUAAAAAUGGGCUUUUAGGCUUAACUAUAAUUUUUUAGGCCUAAAAUUCAAGUUUAAACAAAAUUCUUUCUUAUUUUUUAAAUUUUAGGCUUAAAAUUAGUAUUUUAAGCUGAAAACUGAUUUUUUAAAAAUUCAGAAUUGAUUUCUUUGGCUUUAAAUUGAUCUCUAGGCUUAUACUUUUUCUCUUAAUUAAUUAUAUUUCGACUUUAGGCUUAAAUUUAAUUUUUAGGAUAAUUAGUAAGCUUAUAAAAAUUUAAACUCACAGUGCCAAACUAAUAUCCUUUAUACUAUUUUUAACUUAAAUAAUUUAUUUUUUAAUGUUUUAGUCUUUCCAUAAAAUUUAUGACCGGCACCACAACCACAGACACAUUUCUGAUAAGACUCUUUUUUACAUAUAAGCCUGUCUUGUUAACACUUUGAUAUGGCUUUUUUUAAAACGACCCUUGUGAAGAAUUAUUGAUCGUUAGUGAUAAGAAAAGCGGUUUAAAGUUCGAGAAAAAAUGGCUGUAAUUCCGUGUUUUCGGUGUGAUUUUUCGCUGAUAUGUUGUGUUUUGGAUUAGAAAACAUGCAAAUUGGAAUGAUAAAGCAUUUGAAAAUAACAAUUUAAGCCUAGAAAUAAGUUUUUCGAGUGAAAACCAAAAUGUAGCCCUAAAAAAUAAUUUUGGACUUUUAAAACUAAUUUUUUCAAUCAUUUAUUAUUAUUACAAAAAUCAAUUUAAAAACUAAAAAGUCAAUUUAAGCCUAAAGGCUGAUUUUAAGCCCAGAGUUACUCUUAAGUCUAAAAAACAAUAUAAGCCUAGAACAUCAAUUUUAAGCCUAAAAAUUAAUUUUAAACUUGUUAAACCAAUUUUAAGCCUAAAACAUCAAUUUUAAGCCUAAAAAUCGAUUAUAAGCCUAGAAAAUAUUUUUGACUUAAAAAAAUCUUACGUAGAUCUUAAAAUUUUAUGUUAAGCCUAAAAAGUCAUUUUGAAACUAAAAAAUCGUUUUAAACCUAGAAAAUAAAUUUUAAGCCUAAAAUAACUUUUAAUGUUUAAAUUUAGUUUUUAUGAAUUAAAGUUGCUUUUAGGCUUAACAUUUAGUUUUUAAGUUUCAUAAUGCAUUAUAAUGGGUUUAUAGGCUUAUAAUUUUUUGUUCUAUUAUAGGUUUAUUGUUUUUCUAAGUCAAAAAAUUAUUGAAAAUGGUUUUUCUAGGCUUAAAAUUAACAUAAAACAACAUUUUUAGAUAGAAGGCGAGUUUGCCUGGUCAAAAUCAACCCAAGGUGCCCUCCUCAGUGCCUUCUUCUGGGGCUAUACCUCAUCCCAGAUCCUUGGUGGUCAACUCGCAACUAUCAUUGGUGGCCGAUAUGUAGUAGGAGCAGCAGCUAUUGUCAAUGUCAUAGCAACACUGGCUAGUGUUGCGGCGGCUCGCACCAACAUAAUGUUCUUCAUUGGCCUCAGGGCUGUACUAGGUGCUUGUCAGGGAGCAAUGUUCCCAGCGAUGCAACAAAUGUGGUCAGUCUGGGCCCCACCCAUGGAACGGUCGCUGUUGACUGGCGUAAGCUUCGCUGGUGCUCAGGUUGGAAAUGUCAUGGUGAUGCCACUAAGUGGCAUAUUAUGCAAAUAUGGCCCAUUUGGGGGUUGGCCUAGCAUUUUUUAUGUGUUAGGAUUAGCUGGACUAGUCUGGGCGGUGUUAUGGUUCUAUUGUGUGGCAGAUAGUCCAAAGACGCAUAGGCAGAUCACUGAUGAGGAGAGGGAGUACAUUGUGGACAGCCUAGCUGAGAACAAUGGGCAUGAAAGCGAAAUUGUAGGUUUUGAUUUGUAAAGAAAGUUUUUGCCAUUUUUGUCCUGUAAAGAAAGUUCUUGCGGUUUUUUGUUUUGUAAAGAAAGUUUCUGCCAUUUUUUGUUUUGUAAAGAAAGUUCUUGCAAUUCUUUUUUUUGUAAAGAAAGUUCUUGCUCUGUUUUUUGUUAAGAAAGUUUUUGCAAUUAUAAUUUUAGAAGCGUUCAGUACCCUGGAAGUCAGUACUAACUUCAAUGCCAGUUUGGGCUUGUUUUGUUGGUCAUUUUGCCGGAGAUUGGGGUGCUUACAUGAUGGCUACAAGUCUUCCUUUAUACAUGAAUGAUGUUCUUGGAUAUGAUCUUACUUCUGUGAGUUUAAAUUUUAAAAUAGGCUUAGGCUUAAACUCAGGCUUAGGCUCAGGCUCAGGCUCAGGCUCAGACUUAGGCUCAGGCUCAGGCUCAGGCUCAGACUUAGGCUCAGGCUCAGGCUCAGGCUCAGGCUCAAGCUCAGCCUCAGGCUCAGGCUUAGGCUCAGGCUCAGGCUCAGACUCAGGCUCAGGCUCAAGCUCAGGCUCACCCUUAUUCUUAGGCUUUAAUGUAUGGCUUACGUUGAGACACAAACUAAGCCUAAGGUUAAGACUAAUACUAAAGCUUACGCUCAAGGCUCACUUUUAGGAUUAAACUCAGAACCAAGUAUAGGCUCAGUUUUAGACUCAUGCUUAGGCUUAUAAUCAAGCUCAGGUUUAGGUUUACGCUCAACCUUAGGCUUAUUCGUAAGAUUUAUAUAUAGGCUUAGAAUUAGUUUUAAAUUUAGGUCUUAAGUUUUGAUUUACUUUUAAGCUUAAGCUUAGAUGUAAGUUUUGUUUUUGUUGUAUAUUAUCUUCAUUUCAUUUCAGAUGGGGUUUAUUUCUUCAAUUCCGUAUAUUUUAUACUUUGUUUGCAUUAAUUUGGGUGGAAUUAUGGCUGAUUCUCUUCGAAAUUCGGGUAGAUUAUCGACUGUCAACACUCGACGGCUGGCACAACUGUUUGGUAAGUAUAUUUUCAAACUUUACUUUAAAAUUUCGCACUUUUUAAAAAUUUUUAUAAUUUUUUUCAAUUUUUUUGAAGUUUUAAAAUUUUUAAAAAUUUCAAAAUUUUUUUAAAAAUUUUAAUUUUUUAGCCCUAGGAAGCCAAGCAAUCUUCCUCCUCCUAAUAGGCACUGCCAAUUGUGGCCAAGAGACCCUAGUCAUCAUCUACCUUACCCUAGGUAUUGGCCUCUCAGGUCUACAGUAUGCUGGCGUUGUAGUCAAUUACCUUGACAUAGCACCAUCGUUCGUUGGUCCGAUCUUUGGUCUAGGUAACACGAUAUCAUGUGCUGCUGGUAUCUUAUCACCACUGGUUAUGGGUUGGUUAACACCGACUGGUGCUAAGGAGGAAUGGCAGAUGGUGUUCAUGGUAACGGCCGCUAUUUUGGCCGUUGGUGGACUGUUCUAUGCUCUGUUUGCUGAUGGUGAAGUUCAGGAUUGGGCGAGGUCAGAUAAUAAGACAAGGAUACUACAGGAGCCGUUGUUGAUUGAAAAUGGCAUUGAUGAGAAAAAUGGAAAAGUUCCUUUGAGUUGA